CAUAAAAUUUGUAACAUGGAAACGUCAUUGACGACGCGCCGCCAUCAGUCGGAGGCAAGGUCCGUAUCUCCACACCUACUGCGGAGUCGAAGUGGAACCUCAGCCCUAAACAGGGCACCGCCGGUGAUGAACUCGACCCAAAGCUCGGCUCACAGGUCAAAGUCGACGACAAGGUCAUCAAGAACCCUAAGAAAUGGAGAGAACAUUAACCCCACCACCACCAACAUGCAAAAGAAGCCUAACCAUCAAGAGGGUAGAGAUGGGGUGGUUAGGUUCAUGCAGCAGCGUGGCAGUGGCGGUGCAAUAAAGGGAUCAAAAUCAGUGACGAGCUCUCCAUCAGCAUGGGCAUUGUCUCCAGGUAGGUCUUCGCCGUUGAUGGUAGGAAUGGAGCCACAAGGAUCUUGUGGGUCGACGACUGAGGUAAAGGCUAAGUACUCCAAAGGUGUAAGUGGGUUUUUAAAGUAUUUCAGGCAAAAGAAGGUGUCGCCUAUUCGAGAAGAAGAGUAUCAUCAGUUUCGAGUUUUUUAUAAUAGGAUGUUGCAGUGGAGGUUUGUGAAUGCUAGAGCUGAAGUUGCCACGAACGCUGUGAAUACAGAUGCACAGGAUAAAUUGUUUGGUGUGUGGCUAAGAAUCCUAAAGAUAAGAAACUCUACUUUAGAAAAGAGAAUUCAACUUGAGAAGCUGAUACAUGAGAUCAAACUACAUCAAAUUGUCGGUCCACAGUUAUGUGUACUAAAUGAGUGCGCGAAAUUGGAGGCCAAAAAUUACGAAGCUGUUAGCCGGGUGAUUCGUAAACUCUCAGCAGUCCUAGUUAGAGUCCCUCUUAAUCAAGAUGCCAAGGUAGAUGUGGAGUCUCUCUAUGAAGCUGUAAGUGCAGCCAUUGCAGCCAUGGAUGGCAUAGAAGCAACUAUUAUAAACAUCUUCUCACAGCCGGUGGAGAAAAUGCUGUAUAUGGUUACUGAGCUUAUAAGCAUGGUGGAACAAGAAAAACAGUGCUUGGAAGAAAUGGAGAAAGUUAUCACCUUGGUUCCUCCAAAAAACAUAUUGGUGUCUGAGCAGAGUCUACGUGUGCAUCUUAUCCAAGCAGCUAAGGAGUCAAGGAAAGGUCAAACUCCUCACUGAAAAAUUCAUCUCAUAAAUUAAAAAAAAAAAGAAAAAGAAAAACAAAGGCAUAUGUAAAAGCAGAGUAGCAGUUGCUUGAGUCUUAACUCGAUUGGUACAAGUAUUGUUGCUAAUGUAAGAGGACGUAGGUUUGAAUUCGUUGAAACGCAUUAUCCUCUUAUUUGUAGGUUAAAGAAGAAUUAUGAGUAAUUUUAAGCAUUACGUAAAAAAAAAGAAAAAGAAAACAAAUAUGAUCAGAAGUUUAAUCUCGAUGUUAUACUUGCACAUAUUUUUUGAACUUUUUAAGAC
Messenger RNA from Gossypium raimondii (Peruvian cotton), 1410 nucleotides. Its product is annotated as QWRF motif-containing protein 7. Lineage: Eukaryota; Viridiplantae; Streptophyta; Magnoliopsida; Malvales; Malvaceae. The transcript has 5 exons. Gene Ontology annotation, cellular component: cytoplasm; nuclear microtubule; centrosome. Bases 16 to 1122 code for a protein of 368 amino acids. Gene Ontology annotation, biological process: centrosome cycle; spindle assembly. The record is from RefSeq and is a predicted model, not a curated record. Gene Ontology annotation, molecular function: microtubule binding.